GUGGGUCUAAUUAUCUGAUGUUUCAACCACCAUCAAAAAGAGUCAAGAGUGGUGAACCCAAACAACAACAAACUCCAGAAACUAGUGGAGAAAUCUCAGUAAAUAAAGAUCGCGAUGAUUACUCUGAUUCAGAAUCCGAUACAUCUACAGAAUUUGAUAAUGAUGAUGACCCUGAUUAUGUUUACAGCUCAGGAUCUUCAUCCUGUGAAGAAACAAAGUUUACAAAGUCAGCUCAUAAGUUGGAUAGUGACAAGAAAUUUCAUCAGUAA
Messenger RNA from Paraglomus brasilianum, 269 nucleotides. The record is from the annotation of a GenBank genome assembly. NCBI's taxonomy places the organism in Eukaryota, Fungi, Glomeromycota, Glomeromycetes, Paraglomerales, Paraglomeraceae.